AUGCAGUACGUGGGGAUGCAUUUGGAGGAUCGGAGAUCGGUGUUCUCUCUUUCCAAUUCACCGUGCAUCCUCUCACCCUCGCUUCCUCGCGUAUUCUCGGGGUCGCUGACAGAUGAUGGUCACGAGCACGAUCAGUCCGCUGCUGAAAAACGGCCUCCAGCUGUUCGGCUUAUGGCCGGACAUGCGUUACGUGACCGUUCACCAGCUAAUUUUGAUGUCCAGCAUAUUGAUCCUCCAAUACUUUCAAUAUUUGUACGCGUUCACGUACUGCAGGUUCAACGAUCUGCCACAUUUCGUGGAGACCUUGACGGUGAUGUUUUAUUACAGUUUGACGCUGAUCAAGCUGACGACGCUUUGGACGAAUCGUCGUGUGGUGCGCGAGAUUUUGGCCGCCAUUGACUCUGAUUGGGACGAGUGCGUGAACGUUAAUCAGCAUUUGCACAUGAUGAGGACGAAAGCCAGUGCCUCGUAUUUUUGUUCGAGAGGUUGGUACAUUUUCAACACGUUCGCCGGCGGGCUUUACUUCGGGGGUGAUUGCGCGAUGGCUAUGUUGACGAGCGGCAAUAACACUGCACGACCGUUUCCCACGAAGCUACUGUUACCAUUCGAGACUGAGCAAUCACCAGUCUACGAGGUGCUCGCCUUCUCCUUGUUCCUGCACGGAAUGUUAAUGGUAUACAUAGUGGCUACUCUGAACGCGUUGAUCUGCACAUUGGUACUUCACGCAAGCGGACAAAUCAAUAUAAUAUGCGAAGAGAUCAAAACUACCUCGGAGAAUAUGAUCGAUCCCGAAUCUUUUGCGUCUACGACAAAAAUGCUGAUCGAGAAGCAUAACAGAAUCAUUACAUUCUCCGAGAAUGUCGACAGGCUUUUCUCCUUCAUAGCUUUGAUGCAAGUUCUCUCGAAUACAUCAAGUACCUGUUUGUUAGUACUCGCGACUAUGUCGGUAAGUAUCGCAGUGUCGCAGAGAGUAUUCGAGUAUGUGCUAAUUGAAAUCAUAAUUUAUUCAACUUUUCCUAAUCUUUUAAUGAGACAGUUUCUUGAUGAUGAAAAUAACGUCGGCUUACUGAAAACCAUAUUUGCUUAUACCGGUAUGACGACGGAAAUUUUUAUAUAUUGUUUCGUCGGGGAAUACCUUAGUCAUAAGAGUAGAUCACUCGCUGAUGCCGCGUACGAAUCUUUAUGGUACAAUAUGUCUUCUAAUCAUGGUAAAGAUCUAUUAUUAGUAAUCAUGAGAUCUCAGAAACAAUUGACCAUUACGGCAGGAGGAAUGGCGAAUUUAUCGUUGGAAGCUUUCACGAGUAUUAUGAAAGCGUCGGCGUCGUAUAUAUCUGUCUUGCAUGCGAUGUGUUGAUAUUAUAUAAAAUUAUAACACGGGGGCAACACAUUUGCCAAAUGAUGCAAUAGGUACGGAUUGAUAAUUUAAGAAUUAUUAUUAUCAACGAAAUUAAAUGAUAAUGUCACAUGAAAUGUGGGUAUAUCGAUACAAGAUGUAAGUUGUAGGAUCCAGAUUUAUGCAGGACCUAGAAUACGAUAUAAAUACUUAAUAAAUAUGUCUUUGUUGAUCA
Molecule: messenger RNA, 1568 nt
Organism: Harpegnathos saltator (Jerdon's jumping ant)
Lineage: Eukaryota; Metazoa; Arthropoda; Insecta; Hymenoptera; Formicidae
Product: odorant receptor 22c-like
Exons: 5
Coding region: 113-1354 (413 amino acids)
Biological process (GO): sensory perception of smell; detection of chemical stimulus involved in sensory perception of smell
Cellular component (GO): plasma membrane
Molecular function (GO): odorant binding; olfactory receptor activity
Source: RefSeq, a predicted model, not a curated record